AUGACCGAACGAGCAGCUUUGCUUCGAGGUAUACCUUUGGGCACGUCUUUAAGUUCCGUGGGAGUCGCCCUUCUACCGACGAUACCUGGUGCAGCAGCUUUUCUGCCUCCGCAGUCAGCCGCUAUGACUGCGUAUCUGAAUGCAGCUGCAGUCGCUCAACAGUCUCAUCGGUUGAUGAUGACAUCGCCGCUACCGCCGAGCUUUCCUAGGGCUCCUAUUUCUCCGUUGAUAUCGUCUUCCUCAUCACCGCCAGGAGCAUUCAAUCAUUCUCCGGUAGAUCAGCCUAUGCAAUCGCCUACUGGUGAUGGUGUUUUGAACUUUAGCAAAAUAAGUCAUAAUAAAAGUGAUACUAGUGAUAGCGAUUCCGAUGUUAACUUUGGAAAACCAAGUUCUCCAUUAGCGGGAGAAACAGGAGCUCCUUUGAACUUAUCAGUGAGCAGACGAAAGGUAUAUCAGAAGAAGUAA
Diabrotica balteata is the source of this 465-nucleotide messenger RNA. NCBI's taxonomy places the organism in Eukaryota, Metazoa, Arthropoda, Insecta, Coleoptera, Chrysomelidae. The record is from the annotation of a GenBank genome assembly.